AUGAUUUCACAUAUUNUAUAGAUAAAUUAAUUGUAUCUAGAAAUUGAUAGAUUAAAUAAGUGUUUGUUGGAUAUGUCUUUAGAAUUAGAUCAAUAUAAACAUAAAUUAUAUAUGGCAACUGAUAAAUAAGCAAGAUAAUAAGCAGAAAUAGAUAUUGAUAAAAUGAGAGCGAUUAUGAUAGAGAAUGAAGCCAUGUUAAAUGCUGAAAUUGUUAGACUAAGAGAUUAAAACGAAGAAAUCUCUAAAAGAUAUCGUAUUCUAGAAUUAUCUAUGGUUGAUAGUAGACAUCAAUUGUCACUUAAGGAAUAUGAAGCUACUCUCUCUUAAUUAAGAUAAGAAAUUGAUAGAGCUUAAUUCUCAAUUAACAGUUAAAGGGCAGAAACUGAAGAAUGGAAAUUAAAAUAUCAAAGACUUGAAGCAUAAUUAAGAGAUUCUGCUUAAUAUGAAGUUGAAAUUAGGAGAUUAAAAGAAAUGGUUGAUAAUCGAAAUAGAGAAAUUGAAUCACUUAAAUUAAAUUCUUAAUUUGAAAAUGAUGGUAAAUUAUAGAAUUUAUAACUUGAAAUUGAGAGAUUAUAGAAUGAAUUGAGAUAAAAGAAUGAUGAAACUAAUCGUUUAAGAUCAUAAAUUUAAUAAUAAGAAUUAACUAUUAAAUAUUUAAAUAGUAAGAUUACAGAAUUAGACAAUAAGAUUUUAUAAAUGAAAUAAGAAAAUGAUUCUCUUAAAGCCAAUUAAAUGAGUUUUAAACAAUCUUUUUAAUCUAAUAAUGAAGACAAAGAAUAAAUUGAUAGACUUAGAAGUUAAAUUCAAUAAUUAAAUAUUGAAAUUGAAGAUUGGAAAUCUAAAUAUAAUGAAUUAGAUAAAAUGUAUCAAGAUCUAGAAUAUGAAUAUUAAAAUAACAAUACAAGUUAUGAAGAAGUUACAAAACUUACAAAUGAUGUUUCAAUUUGGAAGAAUAAAUUCUAAGAAUUAAACAGAGAAUAUCAUUAAGUCUAAGAAGAAUUGGUUGUUGCUACUGCAGAAUUAGAUUCAUUAAAGAAAAAGUAGAACGAACUGUCCAAAUCAGGAGUUCGAUCUAAUGCAGCAUCUUAUAGACCUGGAUAGGUAUUUAUAUAUAAUCUAUUCUUCUCUAGUAUCCUGAUGUAUUUCCAUAGUCACAGAUCUGA
This is a messenger RNA of Paramecium primaurelia, 1163 nucleotides long. Lineage: Eukaryota; Ciliophora; Oligohymenophorea; Peniculida; Parameciidae. The record is from the annotation of a GenBank genome assembly.